CGUGAAUGUACUAUAGCAUAUCUUGGCCGUCUCUUUGCGCCCAAUUCCAUCAUUACUCCUUCUCUGUUGAACAUUGUUGUUUUUCACUCGCAGUCGACGCAUCUAUCUUGCGGGUUUGAAUACUCCGAAUGCGGAGGCAGCCACAUGUAA
Bipolaris zeicola 26-R-13 is the source of this 150-nucleotide messenger RNA. RefSeq lists its product as uncharacterized. Lineage: Eukaryota; Fungi; Ascomycota; Dothideomycetes; Pleosporales; Pleosporaceae. The annotation marks the transcript as partial. The transcript has a single exon. The record is from RefSeq and is a predicted model, not a curated record.